Molecule: messenger RNA, 1493 nt
Organism: Physella acuta
Lineage: Eukaryota; Metazoa; Mollusca; Gastropoda; Physidae
Product: dolichyl-diphosphooligosaccharide--protein glycosyltransferase 48 kDa subunit-like
Cellular component (GO): endoplasmic reticulum membrane; oligosaccharyltransferase complex
Source: RefSeq, a predicted model, not a curated record
UUGAUAACCGGUUUCAUACGUGUUUCCUGCCUGUAAAAUGGCGUCUACUGUCGUUGGUGUGUUACUUGCAUGUUUGGCACUUUGUAAUGCAUCGGUGCCAGGAAAAAGGACCUUAGUGUUAGUUGAUAACUGGUCUGUUCGUGAAACGCAUUCAAUCUUUUUCAAGUCGUUAAGAGAUCUUGGCUUUGAUUUGUCCUUCAAAACUGCUGAUGAUGCUGGACUAGCUCUGGUAAAAUAUGGAGAGUUUCUGUAUGACAAUCUUGUCCUGUUUUCACCAUCUGUUGAAGAGUUUGGGGGAUCUAUCGAUGUGUCAGCCAUAACCAACUUCAUUGAUGGUGGUGGAAAUGUCCUUAUUGCUGCUAGCUCUUCCAUUGGCGAUCCUGUGAGAGAAUUGGCCACUGAGUGUGGUGUUGAAUUUGAUGAAGAAAACAGUGCGGUCAUUGAUCACCUGAACUAUGAUGUUAAUGAUGGUGGGAAGCACACACUGAUUGUAGCUGACCCUGAGAACCUGAUGAAAGCUCCUAUGAUUGUUGGAGAAAAGAACACAUCUCCUUUCUUGUUUAGAGGUGUAGGGAUGGUGAGUGACCCUGACAAUCCUCUGGUAUUGAGUUUACUGAGAGCUUCCUCAACAGCUUACUCUUACAAACCCAAUGAGAAAAUUGAUGAGUUCCCUAUGGCUGUAGGCAGUAGCACACUGCUGGUAGCUGCUCUUCAAGCUCGCAACAAUGCCAGAGUUGUCUUUGUUGGUUCCCUGGACUUCUUCAGUGAUGAGUUCUUCCAGGCUAGUGUUCAGAAGUCCAGUGGGGGCAAGAAGUUUGAGAAGUCUGGGAAUGAGGCUUUAGCUCUUAACCUUGCACGUUGGGCCUUCAAGGACAAGGGUGUUCUUAGAGUUGGUAAAGUUGCUCACCACCUAGAGGGAGAGAAAACACCACCCCAGUCCUACACUGUCAUGCAGCAAGUGGAAUAUUCCAUUGUGAUUGAAGAACUGAACAAUGGCAAGUGGGAGCCAUUCAAGGCUGAUGAUGUUCAACUUGAGUUUGUUCGCAUUGAUCCAUUUGUUCGCACAACCCUGAAACCCAAAAGUGGAAUCUUUAGCACCAACUUCAAGCUGCCUGAUGUCUAUGGUGUGUACCAGUUCAAGGUAGACUACAACAGGGUGGGGUACACCCGGCUCUACAGUGCUACACAGGUGUCUGUGCGACCAUUAGAGCACACACAGUAUGAGAGGUUUAUACUUUCAGCUUACCCCUACUACGCCAGUGCAUUUUCAAUGAUGGUGGGCGUCUUCUUGCUCAGCCUUGUCUUUUUACAUUACAAGGACGAAAUUAAAGACAAGAAGGAAUAGACGUAGGGACCAGAAACAUUUUUAGUGUUUUAUGUUAGAUUUUAUUUUUUUAAAUACAUGAAUGUUGUCCACAAUUAUUUAUAUAAAGACCAUUAAUUACUGAAAACUAAAUCCAUUUGUUUCUGUUUUAUUAAAUAUUUCUUAAAUU